Rotaria sp. Silwood2 is the source of this 660-nucleotide messenger RNA. The record is from the annotation of a GenBank genome assembly. Lineage: Eukaryota; Metazoa; Rotifera; Eurotatoria; Philodinida; Philodinidae.
AUGUUAAAAACAAUAAAAAUUAAUAAUCUGCAACCAGAAAAGACUUCGUAUCGAAAUGAUUCACCAUUGCCUUACGAUAAAAUCUGGUUGGAUAAGAUGAAUAAUGGUUCUGAUUCAAAGUCUUCAAAUAAUUAUAAAAUUCAAUACACACUCACCAAUGGUCCAGCAAGUAGCUAUUCACAAAAUGCCGUAUUACAAGCAUUUUUACUUGCAUAUAAUCGACAUGAAGAUAUAAUAUUAUCGCCUGAUGAUCUUUGGUUGUUGAUCACAAUACAUUUUUCGAAAUAUGUUAAUUCAAAAUCUGAGCAACUUCGACAUAUAUUUGUUGAUCAUCAAGACAAGAAAAAACUUGUCGUUGUAGAACCUGUGGGAAAGCGUGAAGAAGAUUGGACAGAUUUUUUUGGCAAGAUGCAAACAGAAAUAUCAAAAAAUGUAAAAAGUUCUGAAGUGAUUGAUAAUUUAAUAAAUAAUUUUUCAACAACAACUGAAAUUGAACUCACUUUAUCCUAUGCAUGCAUUAUGGACACGUUUAAAUCGUAUUUUCAAUAUGUUCGAUGUAUUCCUAUGUGUGGUAUAAGAAAUGUUCAUUUUAUAGGUACUUUAUCAGAUUGGGAAUUAUUAAAACAAAAAGCAGAACAAUUAAUGAGUUAUACAAUUUAA